UUCAGCUGGGUACUUGGGUGUCUGUAUUUUCAUCUUUAAAAGCUUCCACACAACUUAUUUGGAAAACUAUCUUCGAUCUUAGUGGGAAGUUAAGGACUGAAGGCUUCUCUGUUUCUUGCUUUACGGCUUUAAUGGCGGAUUCUGAAUCUGAGCUACCGACAUUUACGAGAAAUGCCUGCAGAUUCAAAGUGGAAAUCUCGAGGACUAAAAUAAAGCCUCUUCGGUUUUAGCUUAACCAACGGAACUCUAGAGAGCGUGUUCUUGAAGUAAUGCCGUUGGAGGUCGACUGUUCGAUAGGGAAUCUCUCAUGGUUUCAGUUAUAUUCUCUGUUCGUCUGUAAGUCUGGAAAGGUGUUGAAGCUCUGCUUUUAUCUAAUGGAGCUCUGAAACUCAAUCCGAAGCUCCGGAGCAAAGGUCAUUAGCGACUCCCAAAGUUCUGAUGGCGGAUCCGGAGCUUCUUGUUGCGUUCUGGAGAGGAAUGGCUGCGGAACAAACUGAGCAGAACUAAAGUCUUCUUCUAUAAAUCUGAUUUUGAAAUAUUAGAGCUUUAAUGGCCGGGGUUAAUAAUGAAUGCCAUGUAUUCUAAGAGCAAAAUCCAUUAAAUAUUUAAAUCUCCCUUCAAUCGUUCGCCUAUAUCUUCAGAUGGUCUUCGUUGUUAAAUCAAGCCAAGAGCAGAUCUGCCAAGAUCAUUCUUGCAUAGCCAAGGUCAUCUCCACAUUCUAUACUAAACAACUCCAAAUGAACCACCCAAUGCUUCUUUCCUCUUUUGCACCUGUUCAAUUCCUUUUCUUCCUACUGUUUCUCUUUCCUCUGGCCAUUGCUGAUCUGAACUCAGACAAACAAGCCCUCCUUGACUUUGCUGCCACUGUCCCUCAUGGUAGGAAACUCAAUUGGAAUUCUACUGCCCCAGUUUGCUCAUCGUGGGUUGGCAUUACUUGCUCUCCAGAUGGCACUAGAGUUGUUGCCCUGAGGCUCCCUGGUGUAGGACUCACUGGCCCAAUCCCAGCCAACACUCUUGGAAAGCUAGAUGCCCUCAGAACCCUGAGCCUUCGAUCCAACCGGCUCAGUGGAAGUCUUCCUUCUGAUGUCCCAUCCCUCCCUUCCCUCCACAACCUCUACCUGCAACAUAACAACUUUUCUGGUAAUAUCCCUGCUUCUCUUUCUCCAGAAUUCAAAUUACUUGAGCUAUCCUUCAACUCCUUCAGUGGCAGGAUUCCCCAAACACUACAGAAUCUGACACAACUUACUGGAUUGUACCUCCAGAAAAACUCCCUCUCUGGACCCAUCCCGAAUCUGAACCUCCCAAGUCUCAAGCAUUUGAAUUUGAGCCACAACAACCUGAAUGGUUCCAUACCAGCUUCCCUCCAGAAGUACCCCAAUUCAUCUUUCGUAGGAAACUCUCUCUUAUGUGGACCACCUCUGAAGCAGUGUUCUCCAAUUUCACCCUCACCCUCACCUGCUACUUCUUCGCCAUUCUCGCCAACAGUUCCUCAACCACACAAGGGCUCGAAAAAGAAACUGAGCACAGGGGCUAUCAUUGCUAUUGCUGUUGGAGGUUCUGCAGUUCUAUUUCUUCUGGCUCUAGCAAUCCUGGUAUGCUGUCUGAAGAAAAAAGAUAGUGAAGGUAGCAGCGACUCAAAGGGGAAGGCCACUAGUAGUGGGAGAGGUGAGAAGCCUAAGGAGGAAUUUGGGAGUGGGGUGCAAGAGGCAGAGAAGAAUAAGUUAGUCUUCUUUGAAGGCUGUUCUUAUAACUUUGAUCUUGAGGAUCUGUUGAGGGCAUCAGCCGAAGUGCUGGGAAAAGGAAGUUAUGGGACGGCCUAUAAAGCUGUCCUAGAGGAGGGGACAACUGUAGUGGUGAAGAGGCUGAAGGAAGUGGUGGUGGGGAAGAGGGACUUUGAGCAGCAGAUGGAGAUUGUGGGACGGGUUGGGCAGCACCCAAAUGUUGUGCCACUCCGUGCUUAUUACUACUCCAAGGAUGAGAAACUAUUGGUUUGUGAUUACAUCUCAGAUGGAAGCUUGUCCGCAUUAUUGCAUGGAAACAGGGGCACCGGAAGAACAUCACUUGACUGGGAUUCUAGGGUCAAGAUAGCCCUUGGAGCUGCAAGGGGCAUCGCACACAUCCAUUCUGAGGGUGGGGGGAAGUUCACCCAUGGCAACAUAAAGUCCUCCAAUGUCCUUCUCAACCAAGACCAAGAUGGCUGCAUUUCAGAUUUUGGGUUAAACCCUCUUAUGAACAUCCCUGCAGCUACUCCAUCGCGAAACAUAGGCUACAGAGCUCCUGAGGUGAUUGAAACGCGGAAACCUACUCAAAAAUCUGAUGUGUACAGCUUCGGCGUGCUACUCCUUGAGAUGUUGACAGGGAAAGCUCCUCUGCAAUCACCUGGACAUGAUGACGUGGUUGAUCUACCAAGGUGGGUUCAGUCAGUUGUCAGAGAGGAAUGGACAGCUGAGGUGUUUGAUGUUGAGUUGAUGAGAUAUCAAAACAUCGAAGAAGAGAUGGUCCAAAUGCUGCAGAUAGCCAUGUCUUGUGUGGGGAAGAUGCCAGACAUGCGACCUAAGAUGGAUGAAGUUGUCAGAAUGAUAGAGGAAAUCCAAACAUCUUCAUCAGAGAACCGGCCUUCCUCGGAGGAGAAUAAGUCGAAGGAUUCUAAUGUGUAAACACCAUGACUGCAUUAGGUUUCUGGGUCUAGGUGCCAUGUUACUUAAUCAUCUGUUCCAUAUAUUUAAUCUGAUUUCAGGAGCAACGUACGUUUAAACUUUUUCAUCCAUUGUUGAACUGCAAAAUGGGUCCAUUGCAUGCAUUUUAUCUUAGGGGUUCUAGUGUUAUACAAUAUUUUCUCAUUAGAACAGAGUUUUCUAUCCAUGAUUUAGUUCAACAAUUGUAAGUUCUAACAAAUGUUGUUUCAUAUUAUUAUGAAUUUGAUUGAUUUGAUCCACAAUGAAA
Telopea speciosissima is the source of this 2943-nucleotide messenger RNA. Its product is annotated as probable inactive receptor kinase At5g58300. Lineage: Eukaryota; Viridiplantae; Streptophyta; Magnoliopsida; Proteales; Proteaceae. Gene Ontology annotation, biological process: protein phosphorylation. The record is from RefSeq and is a predicted model, not a curated record. The transcript has 6 exons. Bases 570 to 2657 code for a protein of 695 amino acids. Gene Ontology annotation, molecular function: ATP binding; protein binding; protein kinase activity.